Messenger RNA from Apis dorsata (giant honeybee), 1406 nucleotides. Its product is annotated as major royal jelly protein 1-like. The transcript has 4 exons. The coding region runs from base 69 to 1310 and encodes 413 amino acids. Gene Ontology annotation, cellular component: extracellular region. The record is from RefSeq and is a predicted model, not a curated record. NCBI's taxonomy places the organism in Eukaryota, Metazoa, Arthropoda, Insecta, Hymenoptera, Apidae.
GCGAACGAUCAUACAUUCGUCCAUAUGCCACGGCCUCGUGACGCGAACAAUUCUUUGCGCGAUACGUGAUGGUGCGUUUCACGAGUUUCGUCGUCCUGACCCUUGGAUUCCUGCAUUGCGCGAAGGCGGGGGGGCUGGAGGUGGCGUUUCAAUGGAAAUAUUUGGACUGGUUGUGGCCGAACGUCCAUCUGACGGGAAAAAACCAAACGUUGGGUAACGCCUUCACUCAGGAUGUGGAUAUCGAUAAAUAUGGCCGUGUGUUCGUAACCAGCCCUCAAUGGUUGGAAGGUGUUCCGAUUAGCCUGUCGUUGGUGACGAAAGUUUCUGGUAUCGGUGGUCCCUUGCUGGUCCCGUAUCCUGAUUGGACCUGGCACAUACCUUACAAUUGUGACAGCAUAAUAUCUGUGUAUAGGCUGGCGAUAGACGAAUGCAACCGUUUAUGGGUUGUGGAUACCGGCCGUGUCCAAGGGAAUGCCGUUUGCCCCACGAAAAUAUUGAUCUUCGAUCUCGCCACCGAUCAUUUGCUCCAUAAAUACGUGGUUCCGGAUGAUCAAGUGUUGUUCGGGAAGGCAGCAUUGGUUACGCCAAUCGUCGACGUCGGAAAAACGUGUCUCGAUACUUAUCUAUACGUGGCGGAUGUGGAUCAAAAUGGCCUGCUGAUUUAUGACUUGCAUCACGAUUAUUCGUGGCGAGUAAACAACACGCGUGGCAAUGCUUUCGGCCCGGACGAGGAUGCCAUGAACAUCACGAUUGCCGGUGAAUCGUUCGAUUUAACCGACGGUACUCUUGGAAUGUCAUUGUCGCCGUAUGGAUAUUUCGACGAAAGGUACCUUUAUUUCAAUUCGUUGGCCAGUUAUCGGCAAAAGUUCACGGAUACGUACUCUUUGAAGCAAAGUAAAUACAAGGAGCCAACAGUGUUGGAAUCGAAUUAUAAGAGGGCAAGCCAGGCGGGCGUUCAAGCAACGUCGCGAAGAGGCGUGAUAUUUUUCCAAUUAGUCCAAUUAACGGCGAUCGCCUGUUGGAACAUAGAGAAAUCAUUUACACCUGAGAACGUGGUGAUAAUCGCGCAAGACGAGAAAACGUUGCAAUACGUGAGUGGCAUCAAAGUAAUAACGAAUAAUCAGGGCGAGGAAGAAUUGUGGUUCAACACGAACAGGUUACAAAAGACGAUAAAUAUGACCCUGAAACCUACCGAGACCAACUUCCGUAUAAUCAGAGGGAAGGUCGACGAUAUCAUCAGAGGGACGAAUUGCGAACCUUCUGGCGCAAAGCACAGAUUUCCGGAUACCAACUUCUGGCACCGAAUAUGAAUCGGAUAAAUUGCAUUAUCCUAAUCAAAUUUACGUCAGCAUUUUUUUCCCGUAUAUCUUACAUAUUGCGAAUCGUACUUGCGCUAAAAAGAAAAA